Trichomonas vaginalis G3 is the source of this 1320-nucleotide messenger RNA. Its product is annotated as polynucleotide adenylyltransferase protein. The coding region runs from base 1 to 1320 and encodes 439 amino acids. Gene Ontology annotation, cellular component: TRAMP complex; nucleolus. The record is from RefSeq and is a predicted model, not a curated record. NCBI's taxonomy places the organism in Eukaryota, Parabasalia, Trichomonadida, Trichomonadidae. The transcript has a single exon. Gene Ontology annotation, molecular function: poly(A) RNA polymerase activity; mRNA binding. Gene Ontology annotation, biological process: RNA 3'-end processing.
AUGAUUGAUCCUAUUCUUGAUUUGGUCAGUGAAGAAGUUAAGCUCCAUCCAUGCCAGGUUCAGGCAGAUUGUCCUUGGUGCAAUGGUAUGGAAUAUAGCCAUUCAAGUACAUAUUUAUGCAUGCAUAGAGAAAUUCUCGAUUUUGCAAGAUGGAUUUUGCCAACAGAAGAAGAAAAACAUCUCAGAUACUUGGUUAUCAAACGUUUUCGUGUAGCAAUUAAUCAAUUAUGGCCAAAUGCUAAAGUUAUUUGUCACGGAUCUACUGCAACAGGAACAUUUUUACCUAAUGGAGAUUUAGAUUUCUGUGUUCUUGGAGCUCCUUCAGGCAAUGAUGAAGAUUUACUGACAGAACUCAACGAUCACCUUCAAGCACUUCAAGUUGUUUCGAAUUCCGCUGUUAUCAAGGCAAAGUGUCCGAUUAUAUCUGGUACAGAGAAGCCAUUCAACUUCAAAAUCGAUAUUUCCAUCAAUAAUGAAAAUGGAGUCUUAAAUAUUAAGCGAAAUCAAUACUAUUUCAGCCAUUAUCCGACAUUACUUCCUCUUGUUAUGCUUAUGAAGAUAUUCCUUCUUCAAGAACACCUCGAUGAACCAUACAAAGGUGGAAUUUCAAGUAAUACUUUAAUUCAACUUUGUCUUUUCAUUAUACAGGCAUCGAAGAACGACAUCAAUAUGAAUCUUGGUCGUCUUAUUUGCAGUUUCUUCAGUAUUUUCGGAAGAAAUUUCAAUUACUUUACAACAGGAAUUUCCACACGCGAAGGAGGUUCAUUAUUCUCCAGAGUACAAGCAGAUAGGAUGCAAUUUAAGUCUCCUAUUACAUUGUGCAUUGAAGAUCCACAACUUCCAGGAAAUUUCCUCGGAGAAAACGCUUUUGCCACUCCACACUUCCGAAAUGCUUGUAAUGAUGCAUUUACACGUAUAUUCAGAAGUAAUGGCCGUUCUCCAUCAAUUCUUCUUAGAUUUAUCAAUUAUCCGAAGUUUCUCAUUUCCAUCAGAGAACAGCUUCAGAAACAGUACCAGUCAUUAUUAGGAACUGCUGUUGAAGGUAUCAAGCUCUCUCUUGGACCGAAGAACGACAGAGAUAAUAAUGACAGAGGAAACAGGUACCAUGAUGACAGGAGUUACAGAGAUGAUAGGUAUCGUGAUGAUAGAAGUUAUAGAGAUGAUAGAGGACCAAACAGAAACAAAGAUGACAGAAAUUUCAACAGAAAAAGCGAAUGGGGCAGACAACGCUCAUACAACAGACGCGAUGACUUGGAUGAUGAUAAUAAUUCUUAUCAAAGAAGGAAUUCAAACAAGGAUAGACGUGGAUAUCGUAAUUGA